Spodoptera exigua (beet armyworm) is the source of this 2533-nucleotide messenger RNA. The record is from the annotation of a GenBank genome assembly. NCBI's taxonomy places the organism in Eukaryota, Metazoa, Arthropoda, Insecta, Lepidoptera, Noctuidae.
GCGGGUGUCGCGUUAGUCGGCGUACGCGCGCGUCGUCCCGGCUGUGCUUGCUCGGCAGCGGCACUACCUCGCCGGCCCUCUCACUGGAGGGACGCCGCCGCGUCACUCGGAAGCUCAUUUAAGUUGCGCGCUCGUGCUAACUUUGUUUACAUCUGUGUCGCGCGAGUGACAGCUCGGCCCAGCGGGACAGUGCCUUACAACAAGUGCGAUGUCGGGCGCCACGGUGCUCAGCGAGGAGUGGAGCUCGGGCUGGGGACGCUGGCAGGCGAGGCUGGCGCUGCUGCUGGCGCUGCCGGUGCUGCUGACCGGCGCCUACGGCACCAACUACGUGUUCCUCGCUGCGCCCACGCCGCACAGAUGCCAUGUACCGGAGUGUGAGGGCAACAGGUCGAUGGGGGUGGCGAACGCGGAGCAGUGGGAGGGCGCGGAGUGGUCGCAGUGGGCGCUGCCGGCGGAGGCGCGCUGCGAGCGCUGGCAGCCCAGCCAGCACGCCUGCGCGCCCCACGUCUUCGACAACACCAGCGCCAUCGCCUGCGACUCCUACGUCUACCAGCACGGUAGCAGUAUCGUCUCUGAGUUCGACCUCGGCUGUCAGGAGUGGAAGCGCUCCCUGGUGGGCACCGUGCACAACAUCGGCAUGCUCAUAUCGCUGCCCAUCAUGGGCUUCGUGUCAGACAGAUGGGGCCGGCGCUCGGCGCUGGUGGUGAGCGGCUGCGGCGCGGGGCUGCUGGGCCUCGCCAAGUCCUUCGCCACCUCGUACCACACGUACCUGCUGGGCGAGCUGCUGGAGACGGUGCUGGGCGCCAGCGUCUACCCCUCCGCCUUCGUGCUCAUGAUAGAGUGGCUGGGCGUGGAGCACCGCAUCCUGGCCAGCCUGGUGCUGGGCGUGCCGCUGUCGCUGGGCGCGGCGUCGCUGGCGCUGGUGGACUACCUGGCGGGGUACUGGCGCACGUGGGCGCGGCUGGCGUACCCGCCCUCGCUGGUGCUGCUGCUGUACCCCUGGCUGCUGCCGGAGAGCGUGCGCUGGCUGGUGUCGCGCGGCCGCCUGCAGGACGCGGCGCGCGUCAUCAAGCGGGCCGCCGCCUACAACGGCGCCCGCGUGCCCGCCGAGGCGCUCGAGAAGAUGCUGCUGGAGCGCGAGCAGAUCGGCGCCAGCGCGGAGACCAACAUCGAUGAGGGCCUCUUCACAGCACUGCUCAAGUACGGCGUGCUGCGGCGGCGGCUGUGCGUGUGCUGCGUGUGGUGGAUGUCGGCGGUGUUCGUGUUCUACGGGCUGGCGGUGUCGGCGCACGCGCUGCGCGGCGCGGGCGGGCCGCACGCGACGUACGCGCUGGUGGCGGCGGCCGAGCUGCCGGCGCUGGCGCUGAACACGCUGCUGCUGGACCGCGCCGGCCGCCGCCCGCUGCUCACCGCCGCGCUGCUGCUCACCGCCGCCGCGCUCAUCGCCAUCCCCUGCCUGCCGCACGAGAGCGGCGGAUGGGGCACGGCGCUGUACCUGGUGGGCAAGAUGGGCGCGACGAUGACGCUGAACGCGCUGUACGUGUACACGGCGGAGCUGUUCCCCACGCGCGCGCGCCAGCGACUGCUCGCCGCCUGCUCCACGCUGGGCCGCGUCGGCGCCAUCCUCGCGCCGCUCACACCAUUGCUGGCGGUGUACAGAUGGUGGCUGCCGACGCUGCUGUUCGGGUCGCUGCCGCUGCUGAGCGCGGCGCUGACGCGGCUGGUGCCGGACACCCUGCACCGCCGCCUGCCGGACUCCUUCGCGGACCUGGACGCCUCCUCGCAGGGCGACUCCUCGGCGCGGGACACACCCGUCGACGACUCGGUGUGACCCGGUGGUGCUCUCUAACAGUGGAGGUGUACCUUCGACUGGCUCUCUGCUGGUGCACUGGACAUGUACACUCGACCUCGUUGUAGAGGUUACUUACAUGCUAUAUUACUCGCACGCUCCUGUUAAAAGUGCGUUGAUUCUGUUGUAAUUUGUAAAUAAAAGUAAGAAAAUUACUUUGUAAGGCAGUCAUAAAGAGUUUUUGAACAAUCCCAGUAAAACUACGAGUAGUUUUUGUUAUUACAUAAUAAAGAAACAACGCUACAUAGUUAUUAAUUAGUGUUUAAGAAAAUUUAAUGCUUUAGAUAAGUAAAAUCGAACUGUAUUUCAAAAAUACAAAUGUGUAAGACAGAUUAGGAAUUAAAUUAAUAAUCUAUGUAAAGACGAAUUGUCACAAUUUGUGUGUAAGACACAGUAAAGUAAGGCUACAUUAUUAGUAUGUAGUAGCCAUGUAUAUGGAAAAGACAGCACGUUAUGUUAAUUGUUACAAUACAGUUGUUAUAUGUUUGUCACCAGACAUGGUCUGCAUUACACGAGUAAGUAUACAUAUUAAAUAUUGCACAAAGCUGUAAAACGGCUGGAAAUUAAAAGAUUUUUGUAGUUUAUUUUAUACAACCUAUAGUAAAACUAUGGUUGUGUGCAUACAUUGUCUACUUAUUUGUUUUGUAAAACCAUUUAGUUAGUAUAGAAUACUGUUAAGGAAAU